AUGAUUCGAUAUUUAGCUGAAUUUUAUAAAAAUGAUAUGAAAUCUAAUAGUGAAGAUCUGUUAAGUGCCAUAUUGCCUUUGAUGAAACUUUUGUCUCUUACAGUCAUAGGAUUAUUUCUUGCACAUCCCAAAACUCAAAUCAUUCCAAGAGCCACAUUUAAGCUCCUAAGCAAGCUUGUUUUCGCCCUAUUCUUGCCCUGCCUAAUUUUUACUGAACUCGGUGAAAGUAUUACCAUUGAUAGCAUUGCUCGGUGGUGGUUCAUUCCGGUCAAUGUGUUAAUCAGUACUUUUGUUGGUUGCUUGCUGGGGUUGUUGGUGGUCAUUAUAUGUCGUCCGCCACCUGAGUACCAGCGAUUUACCAUCGUUAUGACUGCCUUUGGCAAUACGGGAAAUCUAUGUCUUGCUAUUGUUGGAUCUGUGUGUCACACUUCGAAUUCCCCGUUUGGGCCUCAUUGCCACUCGAGGGGUGUGGCCUAUGUCUCUUUCGCACAAUGGGUUGCUGUUAUUCUUGUCUAUACCCUGGUUUAUCACAUGAUGGAACCGCCGUUGCAGUUCUAUGAAGUUCUUGAAGAAGGGACUGAAAUUGAGGAACAAAGGCCGGUAAAUGAUAUCAGCAGGCCUCUUCUUAUAGAAGCUGAAUGGCCAGGCAUUGAAGAAAAAGAGACCGAACAUUCUAAGACACCAUUCAUUGCCAGGAUUUUCAACAGCAUCUCUAGUCGUUCAACAUCCACUUUCCCUGACAUUGAUAUCAAUGGUGACACUAGCGGGAGCAGUCCCAUGUCCAUUCGGUGCUUGGCUGAACCUAGAGUAGUCAGGAAGAUUCGAAUUGUUGCUGAACAAACUCCGAUACAGCAUAUACUUCAGCCCCCUACAAUUGCAUCUUUGCUAGCAAUCAUUGUUGGCACCGUGCCUCAAUUAAAAUCCUAUGUCUUUGGAUAUGAUGCUCCCCUGUCUUUCAUAACAGACAGCUUGCAGAUUUUAGCAGGUGCAAUGGUUCCUUCUGUGAUGCUCAUUCUCGGGGGUAUGCUAGCUGAGGGUCCAAAUGAUUCUAAGCUUGGACUCAGAACCACCAUCGGCAUAAUUGUGGCAAGGCUGUUGGUGCUUCCUUUGCUAGGAAUAGGGAUUGUGACACUUGCUAGCAAGUUGGAUCUUCUUGUAGCUGAUGAUGCAAUGUACAGAUUCGUGCUCUUGUUGCAAUACACUACACCAAGUGCCAUUUUAUUGGGAGCCAUCGCCAGUUUGAGGAGUUAUGCAGUUAGAGAAGCUUCGGCACUUCUCUUCUGGCAGCAUUUGUUUGCCCUGUUUUCAUUGUCUCUUUAUGUAGUGGUUUACUUUAAAUUGCUGCCAGCUAUGUAGCUUGAUCGGCUACCAUGAAAAUCUUGUUGGUUAAUAUGUUAGUAGGAAACUGUUAUCCAGAGUCAGUGCUGCUUGUCCCCGUUCCAUUGAAAAUGUAAGACGUUUGUCUGACUUGAUUUUUUUGUUUAGUUUGUAUGUUUUGGGACAGUAGUAUUUGCCAAUGAAGUUUGUGAAAACUUUAAAAAGUUUGCCCAACACAA
Gossypium arboreum is the source of this 1556-nucleotide messenger RNA. RefSeq names its product protein PIN-LIKES 2-like. The record is from RefSeq and is a predicted model, not a curated record. The transcript has a single exon. Bases 1 to 1356 code for a protein of 451 amino acids. Gene Ontology annotation, biological process: endoplasmic reticulum to cytosol auxin transport. Gene Ontology annotation, cellular component: membrane. Lineage: Eukaryota; Viridiplantae; Streptophyta; Magnoliopsida; Malvales; Malvaceae.